AUAAUAUCAGGUCAGCGGUCGUUUAUUCUUAAAAAAUGGCGGAAAUCUUGAAGAAGUGUGAGAUUUUACUUUGUUUCUCGUGCCUCAGUUCUUUGCUUUUACUGAACAGUUGUAGUGCCACAGCCCAGAAAUGCAAUGUUUUGGAAGUUUCCCAACUUACCAGGUCUGCUCAACCAGUAGACUUUCCGGUUCGGGAAAAAUUUGCGCCAGUAUGCUUCUUAGGCUUUGAGCAAGUGUCUUUGUAUCACAUAUGGAGCAGUGUUAGUAUAACACUCCGUGAAGAGGAGAUUGAAGGGUCCCAGAUUCACUACUCUGACAGCUGUGAAGCAUUAUAUGAAGCCAAGGAUCCCGCACUUGCUAGACGGAUGCUAUCAUGGUUUGCUGAUCUUGAUGCACUGACCACGCAACAAAUAAAUCUCUCUCCUUUUGGAAACUCCUGCUUUGCACUGCAUUUUCCUGAGCGGCAGCUGUUAUUACAUCUAAAGGUGCAACUCAAGCCUAUUCAUUGGCAUUAUCCACUGGUCUUUAUUGUGGGUCUUAUUCUAUUUUGGGAGGCAGAUUCACUUAGUAGAAGCGUAACUUUUUAUUAUGGAUCUGGCAUUGUCCUUGGAGUGGUUGUCUCUCUGCUGUUAGCUGUAUUCCUUUUGCAUCGACUUAUUCCAUCUAAAAGUGGUGCCUACAUGCUGUUAGCUGGGGGAUGGAGUAUAUCUCUCUUUGUCCUGCAAUGGACCUGGAACAAUCUUGUGGAUCUUGUCCUGGACAGAAAUGUUUUUGUUAUAACUUAUUUUACAAUAGCAGGCCUGGUCAGCUUUGGUCUGUGUUACUAUAAUGGCCCUGUGAGUAACCAGAGAGGGCUGGAUCUCAUUCGCUGGACCAUCCAGUUUAUAGCAGUCUAUCUGAUGUACAAGGGCAUCCAGCCGGAGUCGCUCUCCCUUGCUGUCCUGAUCAUUGCUCUGCUAACUUUCUUUCUCCGCAAUGUCAACCUAAUGCAAAAAGCUAUUAACAUUCUCCCUAAAGAUUGUGUGCCUUGGCGAGUUCGCUAUAUGUUGUUCCCCCCAGAUCUGAGAUUAUUAUCAGAGCAUGAGUUUGAGCUUCAGGGUGAGAUGGAGACUAGGCGGGCCUUACAGGAGCUCAGGGAGUACUGUAAUAGUCCCGACUGUCAAGCAUGGAAAGUGUUGAGCAGAGUGCAUGACCCAAGAAGAUUAGCAAAGUUCGUCACAGAUGGAGAUCAUAUAUCAGAUGACGAGUACCGUGCGUACGAAGACGGCGCCUACACUUACCCUGUGGAAGACCCAUUCACAGACGACGAGGCCCCCUCUUAGCAGAUAUGUGAAUCGUGUAGAGCACCUUACCCCAGAAUCAAAUUUUACAUAUUCGUUCGCAAAUUUUAAGUUUAUUUAUUUUUAAUUUAUUUUCCGUACUCUUGCUAAAAAAGCAACUAAAUUGUGUUACUAGAAAAAGGGGGUUUAAACACCUUGUGAUCUCGAACUUUUAUUCUUAGUUAGAGUUUAUAAGAUAUGGUUUUAUUAAACAUUGUCACGUGUA
Messenger RNA from Nematostella vectensis (starlet sea anemone), 1545 nucleotides. Its product is annotated as nuclear envelope integral membrane protein 1. The transcript has 9 exons. The record is from RefSeq and is a predicted model, not a curated record. Bases 36 to 1322 code for a protein of 428 amino acids. Gene Ontology annotation, cellular component: nuclear envelope. NCBI's taxonomy places the organism in Eukaryota, Metazoa, Cnidaria, Anthozoa, Actiniaria, Edwardsiidae.